GUCUCAUCAUAUUCUUCUCUCCUCUCUUUAUUAAUCAAACUGAAAAUAGUCCUACUGCCGGAGUGAAAAAAAAUGCUUUCUUCCAAAAUCGCUAACCCUAGCUGCGAUUCCUUCCCUCCUCUGAGAAGAGCUUCGUCGCCUUCUCGCGCCGCUUCAAUGGCGUUGUCCACGUCGCCUUCUCUACGAAUCAACUCUCUUUGCAGGCCUCGUGCUUUCGGAAUCUCCAUCACGUCGACUCGGACUGGUCUUCUUAGUCCGAUAGGUCUUGGUGACAGUUUUCGUUUACUUGAUAGGCGGAUUUCGUUUGAUCGUUCGAUUGUGGCUUUUGCAGCUUCGCAUGAGGAAUCCCCUGCAUUUCCGACUAAGAGGAAUGGAGUGGAGGAUGGUGUCGUUCUUGCAUAUCCGAUGAAGAGGAGUGGAGAGGAUGGUGUUGUUGAAUUAGUUCAAUUUCAGGUUUUGUUUGACAUGGACGUAGCAUUUAGUGAGGGUUUCACUGUGUUCUGGAUGCAAUCUAAUUCUGUUGUGAUAUGCAGCAUUAAGCAUUCAGAAAUUGAGGUAGAGAAGGAAAAAGAAGAUCUUGACUUCCAAGCUGAAGAAUCUGAAGAAGCAUGGAAACAGACUCUAGCUUCCUUUAAAGAGCAGGCAUUAAAGAUGCGAAGCAUGUCUCAAGAAGCAUAUGAGAUAUACUCUAAGAGAGCAAUGAUCAUUUUGAAAGAAACUUCGGAACAGCUAAAAAUUCAAGCGGAAAAGGCCAGAAAUGAUUUGACUGAAGCAGCGAGAGAAAUCAGCGAAGA
Rubroshorea leprosula is the source of this 794-nucleotide messenger RNA. Lineage: Eukaryota; Viridiplantae; Streptophyta; Magnoliopsida; Malvales; Dipterocarpaceae. The record is from the annotation of a GenBank genome assembly.